UCACCCUAGGACACGAUGCCCAUCAAACCAAUUGGAUGGCUAUGUGGGCAGGUGAUCAAAAGAUUUUCUGGACAAGUUUACCUAAUCCAGAGAGCAGUUGUGGAAAUUAUAGAUGAGAUUAAGGAUGAAUUUCCAACCAUAAUUGGAUUGCAACAGUCAAACCAGGAAAUUGCUCCCAUUCUACAAGCAUCCAGAUCAGUUGUGGCAAGUGCAUUCUCUUCAUCUCCUGGAGUAAGAGUUAUUAAUGGGCUAAACACAAUAUCAACAUCUUCAAAAUCUGUUGCCAAAGUCUUGCAGCCACAACUUGUACAAAAUUUUGCAGAGUUAAAUACUAUGUCUCAUCGUCUUCUGAAAAAUGUAAACAUACCAAAGCAGCCUCUCUAUAAAAAUCAGGGUAGAACAUUUUCCCUGUUUGAUGUGAUCUCCUAUCCAGCAAAGACUGCUCUCACCAGCAUAAUGUGUGCUUCCUAUGCAGCACUAAUUUAUGUGGCACUCUCUAUUAACACAGUACUAGGGAAAAUAAAACACAUUGUUCAAGAUGAAAAGACCUCAAGAGAAAACGCUAAGAAUGAGGAAGAAAAAGAUGUAUUCUCCAAAUAUGAAGAUUUAGCAAGUUUCCCUGUAUCCUCUCCAGAGAAGCAAGUCUUUUCUGAAUUUCCUGCUGAAGAUUCAACUAAGAGCAGCAUUCACAUCCUACAUUCUGCAUUGGAUCAAGAUACAGUACUUAGUAGUGGUAACUGAAGCUCAAACAGGCUUGUGAGCUUUUUGUUAGUGCACUGAAUGUUUAAACAAAAACACUUAACAUAUACAGAAUUUACAUUCUCUAUUUGUUAAUAAAAUAAUUAGUACAAAUAGUUUAAUGUCUUCAGAGUUCCUUGACUAGUGAAAGAAAAAAAAAUCUAGGUAUGUGUCACUCAGAACAGUUGAGGCUGAGGGCCUUACUAUGAAUGUUUUUAGUGCCAUGUUCUAUAGCAUUUAAAUUUCUUCGUGACACAAAGUGUUGUGUAAAUUUCACUGAUUAUGCAAGUAAAAGCAGGGAAUUUUUUUAAAGUCUGGAGUCUAGUGUGUUCCUUUUAUACCAAAUUCCACAAUUCUGGCCAAUGUCUAAUUGCAGUUUUUAGCAGACAGACACUGACUGUCAAGGAUUAAUGUGUAUUUUGUCUCCUUUACGGUGGUUCAACCUGCCAAGGAUAUUUCUCUCAUUUUUUCCCUUUAUCCAGACUUUUCUCAUCUCCUGUCUUGAUUCAUUGGAGCAGGAUGUUUGACUUCACAAAAUGUUACAAAGUUUAAAAAUAACCAUAUUCAAUCAUGUCAGAAAUAUGAAAAAAGAGAUUCUCUUUGGGCUCUACCCAAAGCAUUAACAGAAUACUCUCCUGUGUCCCAUUGUUACUAAGUACUGAAGAGGCCAUGCAAUCUCUUAUGCUUCAUUUUUAAAUCUCUUUAAAACUUCAAAAGCCAAAUUUUAAUGAAGUGAGGCCCCAGGUCCACAAGCACCAUCUUAAUCUAGCAUUUAAACACACCCCAUUACUCCUUAGUCAAUGCAAAUACAUGAUGUACACAUACAGCUCUACUUAUGUAUAAACAGAUCUACCCAUCUGUGAUGGGUUACAUCCCCACUGAUAUACUGGGGUACCCGCCUGUUCCCCCUUACACUGUCCAGCUGAGCCAGGCCCUCAAGCCUCCGUCAGCACACACACAGGUAGGGACACAACCAGCUUCAGAAAGACACAGACACUGAAAUCAGCUCUGCAUGGGAAGGCUUCAGCUAAGGAAAUGCCCAACACUCAAGUGUACAUCCCCUCUGGAGUGUAAACCCAAAAUUGUACUGUCUUGUGCUGCACAGAGA
This is a messenger RNA of Malaclemys terrapin pileata, 1846 nucleotides long. It is a transcript of the gene SPATA9, whose product is annotated as spermatogenesis associated 9. NCBI's taxonomy places the organism in Eukaryota, Metazoa, Chordata, Testudines, Emydidae. The transcript is spliced from 5 exons. Bases 16 to 741 code for a protein of 241 amino acids. The record is from RefSeq and is a predicted model, not a curated record.